Serpula lacrymans var. lacrymans S7.9 is the source of this 988-nucleotide messenger RNA. RefSeq lists its product as uncharacterized. NCBI's taxonomy places the organism in Eukaryota, Fungi, Basidiomycota, Agaricomycetes, Boletales, Serpulaceae. The record is from RefSeq and is a predicted model, not a curated record. Bases 38 to 820 code for a protein of 260 amino acids. The transcript has 7 exons.
ACUUUUCCUCUCACUGAAUUUGGCUGUCCUUUCCUGAAUGAUAUGUUCAAGAUGUGCAGGUGUGUCACGAACCCUAUACGCAUCAACUGCAGCAGUGUUAGUGCUUAGUCAAGCCGUUCUAUCGUUCCGUGUCUGGUACUUGUUCACGCACAGCAAAUUCUUUCAGAUCAUUAUUGCCUCCAUAUUCACUUUAUGCGUGGUAUCCCAGUCAUUUCUCAUGGCCUUUACUUAUAGCAACAUUCAACUCGAGCCAGAUAACCAAAUUCCAGGCGUUGCAUCUUGUGGAUAUUUGCCUCCAUCAUCUGCUUGGCAUGUUUAUUUGCCUGCCAUCUUUUUGCACGUCACGAUGUACGCGUUGACUCUCUACCGCCUGGCUCAUAGCACCACGAGAAUCUCAUCAGGGGUAUUUAUCAAGCGGUUCAUAGAGGAGGGAGGUCCAAUGUAUUUCAUGGCAACGAUUGCUCUGAUAUUUACGGAAAGUAGUGUUUCGAUAACCGACAACAUGAAGGUGCGCUUGCCAGGGUUGGAAUCAUACCUAGCUUUCGCCAUGAUCACGAUUGCCGUCUGCCAUGCUCUACUGGGAAUUCGCUCUCUCGCCGCUAAAUACCAUGUUGAUCCACGCUGGUUAUUGAGUCACAAUGAGCUCAGCCGAGUGCAAUAUAAAACAGGACCAGGGGGAGAACUGCUGGUGGAGAUUGAUGACAAUUGCGAUCGGGUCGAUGAUGAUGACUUGGCGCUCGCACAAGUCGAGUCAGACGAGAGAACCGUUCAAGACGGGGACAUUUCUCCACACAAAAAGUGUGAGUGCGACGAUUGCUAGCAGCGUUCGAAUGCGAAGAAUGGAAUGACAUUUGUAGGCACAGAGAGCCUGACCUAAGGGAGGAUGAACAUUGACAGCUUUGUUAGUCACGAUGUGACGUUCGAUAUACACUCGUUUAUAUCUGUACUUGAUUUAUCUUACUAUAAUGAUGAUUUCUGUUAGGCCGAG